AGUUUAAAAAGACCGCCCAUGUUUUACUCUGUUAUUUCCAAGACCGAUCUCUCAUUCUUCUCCUCUUCCUUCUUUAUUUCCCCUCUUCUCACUCUUUCUAGGAAACACAGACAAAAACACAACACACGAACAAGACAGAGAGAAGAAGAAGAACUUAAACUAGAUUAGUACAGAUAAGAGACACAGAAAAGUCUUUUUAAUAAAGAUAAAAACCUAAAUCAAAGAAUAUUUUUUCAGACGAAGAAGAUAUGGCUAUGGGUAUAAGCGUGGAAUUCAUUUUCUUUACCUUAACCCUAACCCUAAGUUUACUACCCUUAAUAUCUGCUAACUCUGAAGGUGACGCUUUAUAUACGCUUCGACGAAGUUUAUCAGAUCCUGAUAAUGUUCUUCAGAGUUGGGAUCCUACUCUUGUUACCCCUUGUACUUGGUUUCACAUCACUUGUGAUCAAGAUAAUCAUGUCACCAGAGUGGACCUUGGCAAUUCCAACUUAUCCGGCCAUUUGGUACCUGAACUGGGGAAUCUUGCGCGCCUACAGUAUUUAGAGCUAUACAAGAACAACAUCCAAGGGAAGAUUCCUGUGGAGCUGGGAAACUUGAAGAGCCUAAUCAGUUUGGAUCUGUAUAACAACAACAUUUCUGGGAUCAUUCCACCUGCAUUGGGGAAACUUAAGUCUUUAGUAUUCCUACGACUUAAUGAUAAUCGGCUAAAUGGGCAAAUUCCACGAGAGCUUGGUGUCAUCUCAAGCCUUAAAGUUGUUGAUGUCUCAAACAACAACCUGUGUGGAACAAUCCCCACUACCGGGCCUUUUGAGCACAUUCCCUUGAACAACUUCGAAAACAACCCUCGGCUUGAAGGUCCAGAGUUGCAGGGACUGGCGGCGUAUGAUACAAACUGCUCAUGAAAAGAUGGGUAAAGCGGCGGAUCAAAUUCCACCUCGUGUUAAAAUUUGUCAUUCUGUUUACAUCUACUUUGAAACGGCUGGGAGGUAUAUUUUCUUAUAAUAUAAUUGUGCUGGAGGAUAAAAUGUAGUAAUUCUGUGUAAAAUAUAGUUACAGUGAAAAAAUUACUCGAAACGUGUCUUGCAACUUGUUAUCGUGUAACAGUGUAACUUUUCUGAUUCGGAUUCUCAUGUUAAUUUAUCUAAUUAUCAUCAUAUAUUUUAUCUUGUGGCAA
Molecule: messenger RNA, 1174 nt
Organism: Papaver somniferum (opium poppy)
Lineage: Eukaryota; Viridiplantae; Streptophyta; Magnoliopsida; Ranunculales; Papaveraceae
Product: leucine-rich repeat protein 1-like
Exons: 6
Coding region: 249-902 (217 amino acids)
Molecular function (GO): protein binding
Source: RefSeq, a predicted model, not a curated record